AUGUCUCUAUAUCAUGAGACGGCCGAGGUUCUGUCGGCUUCAGGCCCAGCCGGCGGCAAUCUGAAAACACGCAUCUUUGGAAAGAAGGAUCUGAAGACUUCUCAACAACAAAUCUAUGCACUAGCCGUGGAAACAUGCAAGUGGAGUCCCGUUUUGAAGGAAGUUAUUGAAAAUGCUGAUAUCCUUCGGGUCGAGCGCAAGCUCAACCCGAUCCUCGCUGUUUUGCUGGUGCACGACUUCCUCUUAGCAAAGCAGGGCAUUGCUCUCCCGGCUACACAUGGGUUGAGGGCAUCUGUCGAGCGGCACAAGGCCCGCCUGACUUCAGAGUUCACGAGAUCAAGACUAAGAAGGAAGGCGCCAUCAGUUGAUGUCUUGCGGCAGCAAAUAGAAGCCGACUAUGCUGUCAAUUCUGGGGCACAUCCCCGCUGGGUGCGUGUAAAUACGCUUCUGACAACUCUCGAGGAUCAACUGGAAUCGACCUUCAAAGAAUUCACCAGAGUUUACGUGGUAGGAGAUGUCAUAUCUGGCUUGGGCAAAACCAUGUAUUUGGACGAGCACAUUCCCAAUCUCAUCGCCAUAACACCAGGCUUCGAGAUCAGCAAAACGGACGCUUACAAAACAGGCAAAAUAAUAUUGCAGGAUAAGGCAUCCUGUUUUCCAGCGUAUCUGCUUGAUCCUUACUCCGAGGACGGUGAUGUUAUCGACUCCUGCGCUGCGCCGGGUAACAAAACAACUCAUCUGGCCGCUAUAGUCCACUCGCGCAUCCCAGAAGGCGAAGACAAUCAUUCCACGGUGUAUGCCUUUGAAAAAGAUCGCCAUCGGGCAAAGACCCUGGAAAAGAUGGUUCAGCUGGCUGGUGCAAAGGACAUCACGCGCAUUAGCAUUGGGCAAGACUUCCUGAAGGUGGACCCCAAAGCAGCACUCUUCAAGAACGUUGGGGCUCUGCUGCUUGACCCUAGCUGCUCGGGAAGUGGUAUUGUUGGUCGGGACGUAAGGCCUACGGUCCAUCUCCCAGUCGCCCCUGACGCGAAGGCCCAGAAAUCAGGCCAAAAACCGGCGCACAAGCCAGGAAACAGCCAGGGCCGUAAACGCAAGCGAGACGAAACCACACCGGGUGAAGACAGCCCGCCAGUGGUGGUUGAUGACGAUGGAAAACAGACGGUACUUUCUGAACAGGAGUUGGCGGCGCGCCUGGAUGCCCUAUCAUCGUUCCAGCUUAUACUUCUCGAGCACGCCUUCAAGUUCCCGUCAGCCAAGAAGCUCACCUACUCGACAUGUUCAGUUCAUGCCCAAGAGAAUGAGCAAGUUGUUCUCAAAGCAUUGAAGUCCGAUAUAGCAAAGCAACGCGGGUGGCGCAUAUUGACGCGAGAUCGCCAAAUUCGAGGCAUGAAGGACUGGCCCGUGCGAGGGUCUGUGGAUGCUGCUGACGGCAAUGCCAUUGUCGCGGAGGCCUGCAUUCGCUCGUAUAAGGAUGAUGGACGCGGUGUGAUGGGCUUUUUUGUUGCCGCCUUUGUUCGCGACGGUGAACAGUCUAUUGCGGACGACGAUGAGCCAUAUGUACGGGAUGAAGAUGGUCGAAUCGUCAGGGAUAUGUUUGGAAUGCCUAUGUUGAAACCAGAUCAUGCCACCACGGCGGCGGCGGCGGCGGCUCCUGAUCAUACACGUCAGGCCGUGGGUCACGUUCUUGUCACCGGCGCGGACGACGCAGAGAUGGACUCUGAUUCAGAUUCAGACUCCGCCAGCGACGAUAGCGCAGGUAAUUCAGAGAGCGUCGAUGAUGAAGAAUGGGGUGGGUUUGGCGAUUAG
Messenger RNA from Pseudomassariella vexata, 1806 nucleotides. Its product is annotated as NOL1/NOP2/sun family protein. Gene Ontology annotation, biological process: rRNA base methylation. The record is from RefSeq and is a predicted model, not a curated record. Gene Ontology annotation, molecular function: methyltransferase activity. NCBI's taxonomy places the organism in Eukaryota, Fungi, Ascomycota, Sordariomycetes, Amphisphaeriales, Pseudomassariaceae. Bases 1 to 1806 code for a protein of 601 amino acids. Gene Ontology annotation, cellular component: nucleolus. The transcript has 2 exons.